Molecule: messenger RNA, 126 nt
Organism: Haemonchus placei
Lineage: Eukaryota; Metazoa; Nematoda; Chromadorea; Rhabditida; Trichostrongylidae
Source: the annotation of a GenBank genome assembly
AUGCAAUGUCUUCGACAUGUGACCAUCAGCAUCAUUGACUCGUCUUAUGGAUACCUCUGCAACGAGGGAUACAACAGUAAGUCAGCAACCCUUCCAUCAUUCAUGACUCCUCUUCCCGCUCCAUAA